GCGGAGCCCGGGCCCGGGGCCUGAGCGCUGGACGUGGAUCGAGGCCUCGGUCUGCGCUGUGGGACCGGCCGGUGUCCGGGAGCCGCAGUCCGCGGCCUGAAGCUCUUCUCUCGGCAGCGACGCGGCGCUGGGUUUCCGCGAUGCACCGCAGGGGGGUCGGAGCCGGCGCCAUCGCCCGGAAGAAGCUCGCAGAGGCCAAGUAUAAGGAGAGAGGAACAGUGAUGGCUGAGGACCAGCUGGUUCAGAUGUCAAAGCAGUUAGAAAUGUUUAAGACACAUCUGGAAGAAUUUGCCAGCAAACACAAGCAGGAGAUUCGGAAAAGCUCACAGUUCCGAGUUCAGUUUCAAGACAUGUGUGCCACCAUUGGAGUGGACCCUCUUGCAUCUGGCAAAGGAUUCUGGUCGGAGAUGCUGGGUGUUGGAGACUUUUACUAUGAGCUGGGAGUGCAGAUUAUUGAAGUCUGUCUGGCUCUGAAACACAGAAACGGAGGUCUGAUCACACUGGACGAGCUGCAUCAGCGCGUGCUGAAAGGAAGAGGCAAGUUCGCUCAAGACGUCAGUCAGGACGAUCUCAUCCGGGCCAUCAAGAAGCUGAAAUCUUUGGGCAACGGAUUCACUAUUAUCCCAGUGGGAGGCAGGUACUUAGUGCAGUCUGUUCCUGCAGAAUUGAACAUGGAUCAUACGGUGGUGCUGCAGAUUGCCGAGAGGAAUGGAUAUGUACAGUCAGUGAAAUCAAAUCAAGCCCUGAAGUGGGAGACAGAACGUGCCAACCAGGUGCUGGUAGGACACUUGUUGAAGGAAGGCUUGUCAUGGAUUGACAAACAAGCUCCCGAGGAACCUCAGUACUGGUUGCCUGCUCUCUUCUCUGAUCUGUACGCCCGGGAUGUGACACCAGAAGAAGCUGAUGAAAGCUUGCCAUGAGGAAAAAAGAUCUUCAAACAGGAAACAGUCUGUAAUUUUGAUAGAUUCUGGUAUCAGUGCCAAGAUCUCAUUCUUAGAUUGCUAUGGGUGGCAACUUUGUAUUGCACAGUUUAGGAGAGAGAUUUCUUCCAGUCUUGCCUGAGUACAUGUCCAGGGCCAGUGAUAGGGUUUAAUUUUGAGGAUGCAGGGAGGUGGGGGAAGGGUGGAGGAAAUUGAUAACAUUGUAUAUCUUUUUUUUAAAAGUGCAUUGCUGAACUGCAGGUUGGCUGGUGUUGCUGGAGCUUGGAGUCAGAUACAGCAACUGAUCACCUUUAGGGAUAUUUAAUAAAGUCUAAUUGUAAAACUA
Molecule: messenger RNA, 1266 nt
Organism: Pristis pectinata (smalltooth sawfish)
Lineage: Eukaryota; Metazoa; Chordata; Chondrichthyes; Rhinopristiformes; Pristidae
Gene: snf8
Product: SNF8 subunit of ESCRT-II
Biological process (GO): protein transport to vacuole involved in ubiquitin-dependent protein catabolic process via the multivesicular body sorting pathway
Cellular component (GO): ESCRT II complex
Source: RefSeq, a predicted model, not a curated record